Molecule: messenger RNA, 255 nt
Organism: Microthlaspi erraticum
Lineage: Eukaryota; Viridiplantae; Streptophyta; Magnoliopsida; Brassicales; Brassicaceae
Source: the annotation of a GenBank genome assembly
AUGAUUCGCAAUUUUCUCGUCGGGAUCUCUAGGGUCAAAGAUAUGACCAUUUCCUCGACUACUCUUGAGGUAAUUUAUGAUUACUCAAGAUGUGAACCACUGCCCUUAUUCCGUAAGCUAUCGUUCUUGCGUGUUGAUUUCGACGGUUACAAUUGGGAAAUGUUGCCAAUCUUUCUUCAGAGCUGUCCGAAUCUAAAAUCUCUUGUCGUGGGAUAUACUAGAUCAGGAGAAAGAGGGAAGUUAUAUUUUGCCUGA